Eptesicus fuscus (big brown bat) is the source of this 6254-nucleotide messenger RNA. It is a transcript of the gene PHLPP1, whose product is annotated as PH domain and leucine rich repeat protein phosphatase 1. The transcript is spliced from 17 exons. The coding region runs from base 194 to 5269 and encodes 1691 amino acids. Gene Ontology annotation, molecular function: protein binding. NCBI's taxonomy places the organism in Eukaryota, Metazoa, Chordata, Mammalia, Chiroptera, Vespertilionidae. The record is from RefSeq and is a predicted model, not a curated record.
CGGGCGCGCGGGAUGGAACACCGAGACACCGACGGAAUGCUCCGAAUUGCCACAUAAUCCCCUGGAACGGCCGCGCCGAUCGCCAUUGGUUUCUCCCUUCUCCCCGCGCCGCCGUCUCCCACCUUCGCCUCCCCGCCUCCCUCUCCGCCCGCUGCCUCCCGGGCUGGGGGGGGAAGCGCGAAGCCCCACUGCAAUGGAGCCCGCCGCCGCGGCUACGGCGCAGCGACUGCCAGAGACGAGCAGAGAGGACCGGGCUCCGGCUGCGGUGGCGGCGGCAGCGGCGGCGGCAGCUCUGGCGGCGGCCGGGGGCGGCCGAAGCCCGGAGCCCGCACCGACCCGGGCGGCCCCGAGCGGCGGGGCGCGGGAGGAGGCCCCCAGCGAGGCGCAGCCCGGGCCGUUGCCGGGCAGAGCGGGAGGCACGGGUCGCCGGAGGCGGCGCGGCGCGCCCCAGCCCAACGCUGGCGGGGCUGCCCCGGGGUCCGGGGCCGGCAGCGGCGCCAACUCCCUCCUGCUAAGGAGAGGGCGGCUGAAGAGAAAUCUGUCCGCGACCGCCGCCGCCUCGUCGUCCUCGUCCUCCUCGUUGUCGUCCUCGGCCGCCGCCGCCUCGCACUCCUCCGGAGCCGCCGGCCUCUCCUCCUCCUGCUCGGCCUCGGCGUCGUUGUGCACCCGGAGCCUGGACAGGAAGACGCUGCUCCUGAAGCACCGGCAGAUGCUGCAGCUGCAGCCAUCGGACCGGGACUGGGUGAGGCAGCAGCUCCAGCGGGGCUGCGUGCAUGUCUUCGACCGCCACUCGGCCUCGACCUACCUGCGCCCCGUGCUCUGCACGCUGGACACCACGGCUGGUGAGGUGGCCGCCCGCCUGCUGCAGGUGGGCCACAAAGGCGGCGGCGUGAUAAAGGUGCUGGGCAAGGGACCCCCCGACGUCGGCCCCCGGAACGAGCCCGCUGAGCCGCGGGACCUGGGGCCACCCCCGGGGAAGAGCGGGCUGGCUGCCGUCGGGGCCCCGCCGCGCGCGCCUCCUGCCGACCUGCCGCUGCCCCGCGGUCCGAGGGGGUGGACGCACUGCACCUCCCGUGUCAGCCCCGCGCUCUCGGAUUCCAGCCCCGGCGAGACCAGCACCCCGCGGCCCUUGGACGGCGCGAUCGCGGGCCCGGUCUCCGACACGGAGAGCUUCAGCCUGAGCCCCAGCGCCGAGAGCGUGUCUGACCGGCUGGACCCCUACAGCAGCGGCGGCGGCUCCUCGUCCUCGUCCGAGGAGCUCGAGGCCGACCCGGCCCCAACCCCAGCGGGAGCUCCGGGCCAGUCCUGCCCGCCGGACCGCUCUGCACACACCCGACCCGGAGCGGAUGCCCGGCCGCCUUCCCCGAUGGCCUCCCCGCCCCUGCUGCAGCCAAAAGCCCCAAGAGCUGACGACGGCCUGGAUGGGGCCACCUGCGAUCCUCCCAGGGAGGAAAAGGCGGCAGCAGCCGUGGCCUCUGGCCUCCCCCAGUCGAUCCCGGGGGGGACCGGGGCGAUCGCUGAGAAGGCUCCUCCACUGCCCACCCUUUACGUGCAGUUCCACGGAGAGACCACCCGGCGCCUGGAGGCGGACGAGAAGCCUUUGCAGAUCCAAAAUGACUACCUCUUUCAACUGGGAUUUGGGGAGUUGUGGAGGGUGCAGGAGGAAGGCAUGGACUCGGAGAUUGGCUGCCUCAUUCGCUUCUAUGCAGGAAAACCUCACAGCACCUGUAGCUCUGAACGGAUUCAGCUCUCAGGAAUGUAUAAUGUCCGGAAAGGCAAAAUGCAAUUGCCAGUGAACCGAUGGACCAGACGCCAAGUCAUCCUGUGUGGGACCUGCCUAAUAGUAUCAUCUGUGAAAGACAGCUUGACCGGAAAGAUGCAUGUUCUACCACUGAUUGGUGGGAAAGUAGAAGAAGUGAAAAAGCACCAGCACUGUUUAGCAUUUAGCUCCUCUGGACCCCAAAGCCAGACUUACUACAUUUGUUUUGAUACAUUCACAGAGUAUUUAAGGUGGCUUCGACAAGUCUCUAAGGUUGCAUCACAGCGUAUUAGCUCAGUGGACCUCUCCUGUUGUAGCCUGGAGCACCUGCCUGCCAACCUCUUCUACAGCCAAGACCUCACUCAUCUCAACUUAAAACAAAACUUUCUAAGGCAAAAUCCCAGUCUGCCCACUGCCAGGGGGCUCAGUGAACUGCAAAGGUUCACCAAGUUGAAGAGUCUCAACCUUUCCAAUAAUCAUUUAGGGGACUUCCCAUUAGCCGUCUGCAAUAUUCCAACCCUGACGGAGCUGAAUGUGUCCUGCAAUGCCCUUCGAGCAGUCCCAGCAGCCGUCGGAGUCAUGCACAACUUACAGACAUUUUUGUUGGAUGGAAACUUUCUGCAGAGCCUUCCUGCUGAGUUGGAGAACAUGCAUCAGCUUAAUUAUCUCGGUCUUUCUUUCAACGAAUUCACUGACAUUCCUGAGGUAUUGGAGAAACUGACUGCUGUGGAUAAACUCUGUAUGUCAGGAAACUGUAUGGAGACCCUUAGGCUGCAGGCCUUACGAAAAAUGCCUCACAUUAAACAUGUGGACCUAAGACUGAACAUAAUUAGGAAGUUAAUAGCAGAUGAAGUGGACUUUCUCCAGCAAAUCACUCAGCUUGAUCUGCGUGACAAUAAGCUUGGUGACCUAGAUGCCAUGAUUUUCAACAACAUUGAAGUUUUACACUGUGAAAGGAAUCAACUGGUGACGUUAAACAUCUGUGGCUAUUUCCUCAAAGCACUAUAUGCCUCUUCUAAUGAACUUGUUCAGCUUGAUGUUUACCCAGUUCCGAAUUAUCUGUCCUACAUGGACGUUUCAAGGAACCGCUUGGAAAAUGUGCCUGAGUGGGUAUGUGAAAGCCGAAAGCUAGAAGUUUUAGAUAUUGGCCAUAAUCAAAUCUGUGAACUUCCUGCACGCUUAUUCUGUAACGGCAGUCUCCGGAAGCUGCUGGCGGGACACAACCAGCUGACGAGUCUACCUGAACGGCUAGAAAGAACCUCAGUGGAGGUCUUAGAUGUGCAGCACAACCAGCUCCUGGAGCUGCCACCCAACCUGCUGAUGAAGGCCGACAGUUUGAGAUUCCUGAACGCAUCUGCCAACAAACUGGAAACUCUUCCUGUGGCCACGCUUUCCGAAGAAACGAGCAGCAUCUUACAGGAGUUGUAUUUGACAAACAACAACCUCACAGACAAGUGUGUGCCCUUGUUAACAGGACACCCCCACCUGAAGAUCCUGCACAUGGCCUACAACCGCCUUCAGAGCUUCCCGGCAAGUAAAAUGGCGAAACUGGAGGAACUUGAAGAAGUCGAUAUCAGUGGGAACAAACUGAAGGCGAUCCCAACAACCAUCACGAACUGCCGGCGCAUGCACACUGUGAUCGCCCACUCCAACUGCAUUGAGGUCUUUCCUGAAGUUAUGCAGCUCCCAGAAAUCAAGUGUGUGGACCUGAGCUGUAACGAGCUAAGUGAAGUUACUUUACCAGAAAACCUGCCUCCAAAAUUGCAAGAAUUAGACCUGACUGGAAACCCCCGGCUGGCUCUUGAUCACAAAACCCUGGAACUGCUGAAUAAUAUCCGCUGUUUCAAGAUUGAUCAGCCCUCUGCAGGAGAUGCAUCUGGAGCCCCAGCUGUGUGGAGCCAUGGCUACACCGAAGCUUCAGGAGUGAAAAACAAGUUGUGUGUGGCAGCCCUGUCAGUGAAUAACUUCUGUGACAACCGGGAGGCCCUGUAUGGUGUAUUUGAUGGAGACCGGAAUGUGGAGGUGCCCUACCUUCUCCAAUGUACUAUGAGUGACAUUUUGGCGGAAGAGCUACAGAAAACAAAAAAUGAAGAAGAGUACAUGGUCAAUACAUUCGUUGUCAUGCAAAGGAAACUUGGAACUGCUGGCCAGAAACUUGGAGGUGCUGCUGUCCUUUGUCACAUCAAGCAUGACCCUGUGGACCCAGGAGGAUCCUUCACCUUGACCUCUGCCAAUGUGGGCAAGUGCCAGACGGUCCUCUGUCGGAACGGGAAGCCGCUGCCUCUGUCCAGGUCGUAUGUCAUGAGCUGCGAGGAAGAGCUGAGGAGAAUUAAGCAGCACAAGGCCAUUAUCACGGAGGACGGCAAGGUGAACGGAGUGACCGAGUCCACGCGCAUCCUGGGCUACACCUUCCUCCACCCCAGCGUGGUGCCGCGCCCCCACGUGCAGUCCGUGGCCCUGACGCCCCAGGACGAGUUCUUCAUCCUGGGCAGCAAGGGGCUGUGGGACAGCCUGUCCAUCGAGGAGGCCGUGGGGGCCGUGCGCAACGUGCCCGAUGCCCUGGCUGCCGCCAAGAAGCUGUGCACCCUGGCCCAGAGCUACGGCUGCCGCGACAGCCUCAGCGCCGUGGUGGUGCAGCUCAGCGUCACCGAGGACAGCUUCUGCUGCUGCGACCUGGGCGCGGGCGGGGCCGGCCCGCCGCCCAGCCCGGGCAUCUUCCCGCCCUCGGUCAGCAUGGUGAUCAAGGACCGGCCGUCGGACGGGCUGGGCGUGCCGUCGUCCAGCAGCGGCAUGGCCUCGGAGAUCAGCAGUGAGCUGUCCACCUCCGAGAUGAGCAGCGAGGUGGGCUCCACAGCCUCGGACGAGCCCCCGCCCGGGGCCCUGAGCGAGAGCGGCCCCGCCUACCCCGGCGAGCAGCGCUGCCUGCUGCACCCCGCCUGCCUGUCCAGCGCCUUCCAGCGCCAGCUGUCCAGCGCCACCUUCUCCAGCGCCUUCUCCGACAACGGCCUGGACAGCGACGACGAAGAACCCAUCGAGGGCGUCUUCAGCAACGGCAGCCGGGUGGAGGUGGAGGUGGACAUCCACUGCGGCCGCGCCAAGGACAGGGAAAAGCACCAGCACCUGCUGCACGUGCCGGCCGAGGCCAGCGACGAGGGCAUCGUCAUCAGCGCCAACGAGGACGAGCCCGGGCUGCCCAGGAAGGUGGACUUCGCCAGCCUGGGGACCAUCGGGCGCCGGAGGGCUAACGGCUCCGUGGCGCCCCAGGAAAGGAGCCACAAUGUGAUAGAGGUGGCCACGGAAGCGCCGCUCCGCAAGCCUGGAGGCUACUUUGCGGCCCCGGCCCAGCCAGAUCCCGAGGAUCAGUUGAUCAUACCGCCCGAGCUGGAGGAGGAGGUCAAGGAGAUCAUGAAGCACCACCAGCAGCAGCCGCCGCCCGCGCAGCUCCCCCUGCAGCCGCCGCGGCAGUGCCCGGCCGACCCGCUGCCGGACUACUGCGACACACCGCUAUGACCCGCCGGCGCCACUUAAUAAACUAACCACGAAAGACGGAGUUGCAGAGUCUCCCAGGCUCGCAUUAAACCAGGGGUUUACUCCACGCCCUUCUCCCAGACUCUCUCCCAACCUGUCUUUGCAGCUAGUCUGUAGGUUCUUCCUGUUGGUGAUUUUUAAAAUAAUUACCACUUUUCUUCUAGUGAUGCUUUACCAAUAUGAUUUAAAUUUGUUAACUUCUUUUCCUAACAUAUCAGAUGUGUAAAAACAAAGAACAAAAGGUUUAAUAUAUUACAGAGAAACAGUUAAUGAUAAUGUAAUAUUUUUUAAAAUGGCUUUGUAUUGUUUUGUUUGUUUGGAAGGCAGGGCAGGUUGCCAGUGCUCGUUGAUUUAAUAAUAUUGUAAUUCUGGGGGGAAAGGCUUUUUUUUUUUUUUUUUGUCUUGAAAAUGAUAGACAUUUGUAGAAUAUGGAGACUAACUCCUAGGAGUUGCUUUACUCUGUCAGGUGACUUAAGUCACUGGGAUUCACUAAUUUUCUCUGAGAGAACAGUUGAUUGAGAAAUUUCUAUUGUAAAUAGCUCCGUGUUGUAUAGUGAUGCUUCAGAUGUUUUGUAGUUUUGGCAUAAGGACACAGUCUAAACAACUGACUUUUCCCUCCCUCCCCUUCUGAGGAGCCUUCCCGCCCACACCCACCCCCUAACCUACACUACUUCAUUCAAUGAUGAGGCUGAGCAGCGAAGAGCAUUUCCAUCCAAAUAAGGUGCCUCUUAGGCCACUGGAAAGGAACCUGCACCCAAGGGGCCUCUGAGCCCUUUCCCGUCCUCUCCUGCCUACCCAGCCUCUUGACUUUUGCAGACACUUUCUAAUUGUGUUCCUUUCUGCUGCCACAAUCAGCAUGAUUGUAGAGUCCAGUUAGACCAUUUACAUACCAACAGUUACAUUAAAGCCGAAUGCACAGAUGAACAUGUCAUAAUUUUUGUUAUAAUAAAUGCAAAAUUUACAAGUA